AUGGCAAGCAUACUCCUUCCAUGCCACCUCUGGUUUGGCACAAGUGCUACACGAGGAAACCUACUAAAGAAGCACAAGUUGCAUAAUCAUUGUUGUGCAAAGGCAUCAUCUAGCUCAUGGAAUUUCGGGCGUAAGAAUAAUACUUUCUCCUUCAAUUACAGAAGCAGUAGUGCUGGUGUUCCCCUUCAUGAGUUGCCUGGGGCUCCAUUUGAUCAAUAUAUGGAAGACGUUGGAAGAGUAAUCCAAGCUAUAUUUCCAGAAAAAUCAACAAACCAGCAGCUCAACAAGGAAGAGUGGAGAGUUAAGAUGACUCCGAUAAAAGCCUUGUUCUUAACAUGUCAACCAAUUAUAUACAUUACAGCUAGAUGCUUAUCUGAAGGGGAGGAUUACCCACCUGAGAUUCCUGGGCAUAUCAUCAAACUUAUAGAGGUUCAGACUACAAGGUGGGAGCUUCAAGGUUUGCAUUCUGAUUACAUACCGUUAGAUUUCAACAUCAAUGCUAGCGGAGCUUUAUACCUGGAAAGGCAGGGAAGGCAUAGCUGGAUGAAGAAUCAGAUAGAUAUUAGUUUAAGCCUUGCUUUUCCUCCAUUACUCGCAUGGGUUCCUGAACAUGUCAUGCAAAAGUUUGUGCACUCGGUUCUCAGAAAUUAUGUGGAGGAUAUCAAUAAUGGAUUUGCUGUCAGAUUAUUGGCAGAUUAUAACUCGUUCAAGAGGGACAAGCCCAAAAAUUCGGUGUAA
Gastrolobium bilobum is the source of this 738-nucleotide messenger RNA. RefSeq lists its product as uncharacterized. NCBI's taxonomy places the organism in Eukaryota, Viridiplantae, Streptophyta, Magnoliopsida, Fabales, Fabaceae. The coding region runs from base 1 to 738 and encodes 245 amino acids. The transcript is spliced from 5 exons. The record is from RefSeq and is a predicted model, not a curated record.